Cadophora gregata is the source of this 2313-nucleotide messenger RNA. RefSeq lists its product as uncharacterized. Gene Ontology annotation, biological process: wybutosine biosynthetic process. Gene Ontology annotation, molecular function: 4 iron, 4 sulfur cluster binding; catalytic activity; FMN binding. Lineage: Eukaryota; Fungi; Ascomycota; Leotiomycetes; Helotiales; Ploettnerulaceae. The transcript has 2 exons. The coding region runs from base 1 to 2313 and encodes 770 amino acids. The record is from RefSeq and is a predicted model, not a curated record.
AUGGCUCACGAUACUUGGACUUUACGGCCAACGCUACCGGUUGAAAUUACUGAUCUUGUAGCUGUCUGGCACAUCUAUCGAAUCCCGAUCAUCCUCACCACGGUAGUAACUUUGAUAAUUGUUCGAACGUUUUUGCAUCUGCGAUUUCCUCGACACAAAAUUACAGACACGCCACCGAUAUCCCCCCCUCUACCAGCUUUGAAAGAGAAACCAGCUCCAGCAGAGAAGAAGCCCACUGUAGAGAAGGUUCCCAGAAGGAUUGUAGGCGGGCUUAAGAAGAGAAAGUCUUCUCAGGAGGAUAUAAAAUCCGACAAGCAAAAUAUCAAAGUUCUGGUAUUCUUCUCCUCGUUAACUGGCACAACUGAGAAGACUGCCAAAGUUUUUACAGAAGCUCUUGCGAAGAGCACAAAGAAGCUUGAGGAUACUACCUCUACCACUUUUUUGGAGCCCGAAAUACUCGAUUUAUCAUACAUAGAUUACGACGAGUAUUUCAUCAAUCCUCCCAAAUCGGAUUCUGAAGUUCGCUACUUUUACUUAUUACUACUGCCUACCUAUAACAUCGACACUGUGCUCGACAACUUUCUCGAGCAUUUGCAGGAAACACAUAAUGAUUUCAGGAUAGACACGGCGCCUCUCUCGCCACUUUUGGGAUACUCGGUAUUUGGAUUUGGAGACAGGGAAGGAUGGCCUACUGAGGAAGAGGGAUUUUGUUCCCAGGCUAGAGAUGUGGAUAAGUGGAUGGCGAAGUUGACCGGGAGGAAAAGAGCAUUUCCUCUUGGAAUGGGAGACACGAAAAAGGAUGCCGCAGACCGACUCGCAGAAUGGAAAGACGGCAUCGAAGACGUUUUGAAUCAUAUUGCGACGACAGGAUCUCUGGGAGAGGGGGUUGUUGGCAGUGGUGAUGCCGUGGAGAGUGACGUUGAGGACGUGGAUGAGGAAGGUGACGUGCUAUUCGAUGAGGAAAACGUCGCCCAAAGGAAAACCAAAGCUCAGAAAAAAGACGCUCUGAAUGAUCUUGAAGAUAUUGGAAGUACUCUGAAUAAGACAGAAGUCCCAGAAGCCGACCUGGAAGAGCUUGAGUUGGAUUUCACAACAUACAGCAAGAAACCAGGGUCAAAAGCAGCGGCGGUCAUCAAGGAAAUGGUACCUAAGAACUCACCAACUUAUACGGCACUAACCAAACAGGGUUACUCCAUAGUUGGCUCGCAUUCGGGUGUCAAGAUAUGUCGAUGGACCAAAUCAGCACUUCGAGGCAGAGGUUCCUGUUACAAAUACUCCUUCUACGGCAUUGCUUCUCACCAGUGUAUGGAGACAACACCAUCACUGUCAUGUUCUAAUAAGUGUGUCUUCUGUUGGCGUCACGGAACCAAUCCAGUUGGAACAACCUGGCGGUGGAAAGUCGACCCUCCAGAAAUGAUAUUCGACGGUGUGAAAGCUGGCCAUUACCAAAAGAUCAAGAUGAUGCGUGGCGUACCAGGCGUUCGAGCUGAGCGGUUUGCAGAAGCCAUGCGCAUCAGACACUGUGCUCUGUCACUAGUUGGCGAGCCCAUCUUCUACCCUCAUAUCAAUGAGUUUACAGCCAUGCUUCAUAAAGAGCAUAUCUCCUCCUUCCUAGUCUGCAACGCGCAACACCCAGACCAGUUAGCAACCCUCAAGCCCGUUACACAACUUUACGUCUCCAUCGAUGCCUCAAACCGCGAAUCCCUCCGCAAAAUCGACAGACCUCUCCACCGAGACUUCUGGAAGCGAUUUAACCGCUGCCUCGAUAUCCUGCGCGAGCGCCGCUUUGAACAGCGCACUGUGUUCCGCCUCACGCUCGUGAAGGGGUUCAACAUCGAAGAUGAAGCGGAAGGCUAUGCAGCUCUCGUCGAGAAAGGUCUCCCCUGCUUCGUCGAAGUUAAAGGCGUGACCUACUGUGGUACCUCCUCCUCGGCUGGCGCAGGUCUCACAAUGCAAAAUGUACCCUUCUACGAAGAAGUAUGUGCUUUCGUCGAAGCUCUCAAUGCUGCUCUCGCCCGCCGCGGUCUGGGCUACGGCAUAGCUGCCGAGCAUGCCCAUAGUUGCUGUAUUCUGCUUGCGAGCGAACGGUUCAAGGUCGAGGGGAAAUGGCAUACUCGGAUUGAUUAUCAAAAGUUCUUUGAGUGUUUGGAGAGUGGUGAGGAUUUUAGGCCCGAGGAUUACAUGGGCCCUGAAACGCCGGAAUGGGCGACUUGGGGAAAUGGAGGGUUUGAUCCCAGGGAUGAGAGAGUAUACCGGAAGGGGAAGAAUAAGAUUGCUUUGACGGAGAAGCAGGGCGAGGUCAUGGAGAUAUGA